This is a messenger RNA of Aspergillus wentii DTO 134E9, 797 nucleotides long. RefSeq lists its product as uncharacterized. NCBI's taxonomy places the organism in Eukaryota, Fungi, Ascomycota, Eurotiomycetes, Eurotiales, Aspergillaceae. The transcript is spliced from 2 exons. The record is from RefSeq and is a predicted model, not a curated record. Bases 1 to 669 code for a protein of 222 amino acids.
AUGAAGUUCUCAACCAUCUUCUCCGUCUUCCUUGCUGCCCUCUCUGUCGGUGUGAGCGCCAGCCCCAUCGGCACAAACGAGGUGCGCGAGGUCGACACCUUCAACUCCAGCCCCCAAGAAUUCGAUGCAUCCGAAUUCGACUCGGAGGACUAUGACUACGACGACGACCUGGGAGAGGACUACGACUCGUCCCUUGAGAAGCGGAACGACAAAGACUCAUACGAGUACAAACUGCUUGCGGCCGCUCAUUCCGGUCUCAAGGCUGACAAGACGUAUGCGUUCACUCUGAAGUGGACUAAAGGCGCAUCGCCUGGAGAGACCGAGAAGAACGAAGACAUCAAGACCAUCCAGAAAAAGUACGGCUUCGACCACACGGCCAUUGCCAUUGUGAAGAUCACGGGCGAUGACAAGAAGGGCCACAAGGUCUCUGGCCAGUACCACCACUUGGUCAUCAAGAACAACGACAUGGACACGGAAUACGACAAGAAGAACUUCAAGAAGGAAUACCUUGGAAAGAGCGCGCUCAAGAUUGAGUUUGUGAAAGAGGUCUCGUCUAAGAAGGAGAAGAAGGCUCUUACAGAGGCCAAGGAUUACCCCAAGGACAAGAAAUGGAAGGGCGGAGAGACUGACUGCAAGACUUUUGUUGAUGCUGUCAAGCAUGAGCUCUGAUGGUGAGAGUCGGAGGAUGAUACCGUCUGUUUCUUUUUUUCUGUUUCUUUUUUACAAAUGUGUUGGAUUUACUGUGACUCAUCUGAACCAUGUGGAUGGGUGUUGAAAGUGAUUUAUCAUAAGUAGAG